CUAAAUGUCGAACAGAUAGGGAGACGUCAAUACCGCACUUUUCAAAUCAGUGUAUUUAGUUAAUGUGAGUUUUUUGUAUGAGUUGGGACAACAUUGAAGAAAAUGUUUCAAAGUGUCGGAAUUGUUUGUGCUGCCCUUAUACUUGGAAUUGUAGUUAAAUGUCAUGCGAGACAUGGGAUGGAUCAUGGACAGUGGGCUAGAGAAAAACCUAUAGCGUGUUACGAAUGCAAUUCAGAGUAUGAUCCUAGAUGCGGCGAUCCGUUUGAUCCAUACACCAUAGGAAUAGUAAAUUGUUCAAUGAAAAGACCUUUAAAUCAUAUUUGGGAAGAAAAACCAAAGCUUUGUAGGAAAACUGUUCAGAAAGUCCAAGGACACAUCCGAGUGAUCCGAGGGUGUGGAUACAUCUUAGAUGACAGAGACGAUAAGGAAUGUCUACUGAGAACAGGGACAAAAGAUGUUCAUGUUAAAUACUGUUCUUGCACACGUAGUCUUUGUAAUACUGGAAGUUUUCACUCUAGUACAUCGAGGAUAAUCGCAGGAGGAAUUCUGCUUGGAGUGAUGAGACUAAUCUUGGGAUAAACUGAUAAUCAAAAUUGGCAUCAUGUGAAGACAUCUUCAAAGAAUUAGUUUCGUAAAGGGUAGCGCACAAGAUUUUUAUUUUCCGAUAUGCAACAGUCAUUUGAAUCCGAAAUGUAUAUAAACGUAUUGAUAGAAUGAGGUCUAAUAAGGUAUGAAAAAAAUGGUAAAAGCAAGAGCCUAUUUGUGCAAAAAGUCUAAUUUUCUAUAUUAAUUAUGGCAUAUAUAUUUUUGAUUAGUUUAAGAAAAACUAAUAUCCUACCACUAAAGUUAAGCUUUAUAGAUAAAGGCAAUGAUUUUUUGAUAACAAUUAAAGCUAAACUAUGGGUAAAUAGAAUGACGAUGUUAUUGCCUGCUUGGUGAGCAGGUCUUGUCCAUUAAGUUAGUGUAUAGUGUUAACUGUAAACAAUAUAAACUUUGGGUAUAAAUAAGAAAAAUAGAGACUGCCAUGGCAUUUGACUUAAUCGAAUAUUUUCACCAAAGGGCAAUAUAUCUCUACAGGCAACACAUGAAAAGCCUACCUUCAACAAUAAAUCGAAUACAUAUCUAGAUAUGCAAGGGAUUAUUAUACCAUUUGGUGAGAAUCCGUUUGAUAAAUAAAGUGAAAAUGUGCAAUCUAUCGCAACGCUCUGCAAUUUUUCGUUCAAUUCACAUCAGUGUCGUAAAAUCUCUACAUGUUUCUUAUAAACUGUAAUGAAUGUGUAAUAUGCGUGAAACACUGCCAGUUUUGGCCGGAAGUGCCAUACUAGUCAUGCUUGUUCGCUAGGUUUAACUUAACCAAGUCAUCUUAUGAAAAUCUAAAUAGGAUUGUUAUAACUUAAAAUGUUAUAAAUGCACUAAAUCUAUGAUAUGUAAUUACACUACAGUGUGUUGGAAAUUGUAUUUAUAAUAAAAUUCACAUUAAAA
Messenger RNA from Tribolium madens (black flour beetle), 1482 nucleotides. RefSeq lists its product as uncharacterized. The coding region runs from base 103 to 579 and encodes 158 amino acids. The transcript has 3 exons. Gene Ontology annotation, biological process: positive regulation of voltage-gated potassium channel activity; regulation of synaptic transmission, cholinergic; sleep. NCBI's taxonomy places the organism in Eukaryota, Metazoa, Arthropoda, Insecta, Coleoptera, Tenebrionidae. The record is from RefSeq and is a predicted model, not a curated record.